This is a messenger RNA of Zingiber officinale, 628 nucleotides long. RefSeq lists its product as uncharacterized. Lineage: Eukaryota; Viridiplantae; Streptophyta; Magnoliopsida; Zingiberales; Zingiberaceae. Bases 88 to 504 code for a protein of 138 amino acids. The transcript has a single exon. The record is from RefSeq and is a predicted model, not a curated record.
UUUUUCAAAGAAAAGAUUUCUUGUGGUUGCUACAAAUACUAACUAUGAAGCAUACAAUUCUUUAUAUUCAAUUUCUUGAGGAAAAUAAUGAAGAAAGGGGCAGUCUCUUUGCUCAAGCAGAUUGGCACAGUGGUUGCAGCAAUGGUGCUCAAAGCCAAGCCCAGGGUCACGCUCCUUGGUCUGCUCCCCAACAAAAAGCUGCUGAUGAGGACCAUCUCCGGCAGGUUCUCUGGCAGGAUCCCCGGCAAGGUGGAAUAUGUUGACGAGAGUGAGGAAGACGAGUAUCUGAACCACUGCCUCUUUGACUUGGAAGACGACGCUGACGACGGCAACGGCGGUGAGGAGGGCCGGAGCGAUGAUGAUCAUGAUGCGUGCUUGGCGAUCAAUUUGGUCCGGAGCUCACGAGAGGAUGGUGGAGCCGAGUUCAUCUUGGAGGAUGAGAUCGACAACGUCGCCGAUGUGUUCAUUAGGAGGGUUCGUAGUCAGAUGAUGCUACAAGAUUAGCAGUUUUCAAAGUUUUCUUUGUGCUCACACACGUAUAUAUUUUGUUGGAAGCAUGAAUGAAAAUAAGAGAGGAUGGAAAGGUCUCCCAUGUACAUGAGAGCUAUGAGGUUGGUUGAUAUUGAAU